AUGCUGCUCAACCCGGCGACGACGGUGCUGGACACCAUCAGGCAGCACCUCAUGGACGACACGGCGGCCGCAUCCGCGCCGGAGGCGGGGAGGCCGAGGCCGGCGUACUGCCGCAGCGCCAGCUUCGGGAGCCUGGUGGCGGACCAGUGGAGCGAGUCGCUCCCGUUCCGCGCCGACGACGCCGACGACAUGGUCGUCUACGGCGCGCUCCGCGACGCCUUCUCCUGCGGCUGGCUGCCCGACGGCUCCUUCGCCGCCGUCAAGCCCGAGCCGCUGCCGUCCUCCCCGGACUCCUCCUCCUGCUCCUACGUCGACGACGCCGGCGCCUCCUCCCUCGAGCCGGACCUGCUCGACUGCUACCCCACCGAGGAGGACACGCCCAGGCGCGAGGAGGAGGCCGCCGCGGUGGCCCGGGGCAAGCACUACCGCGGGGUGCGCCAGCGCCCGUGGGGCAAGUUCGCGGCGGAGAUCCGGGACCCGGCCAGGAACGGCGCGCGCGUCUGGCUCGGCACCUACGACACCGCCGAGGACGCCGCCGUCGCCUACGACCGCGCCGCCUACCGCAUGCGCGGCUCCCGCGCCCUCCUCAACUUCCCGCUCCGCAUCGGCUCCGAGAUCGCCGCCGCCCACGCCGCCGCCGCAGCAGCCGCCGGCGACAAGCGCCCGUCGCCCGAGCCGGCCACCUCCGACUCGUCCUCCUCACACUCUACCUCCUCCACCUCGUCCGGCCCGUCCCCGAAGAGGAGAAAACGAGGCGAGGCGGCGGCCGCGUCCAUGGCCAUGGCCCUGGUCCCGCCGCCCUCCCAGCUCACCCGCCCGGCGCAGGCCUGGUUCCCCGCCGCGCCCGUCGAGCAGGUGCGCGUGCAGCAGCUCGUCAGCUAGGCCCCGCUUGCAGUGACAAUGUGGAACGGAUUUUAGCAACUAGUGCUGGUUCGUGACAGCGGCCUGCCUUGCACAGUUGCGCAAGUGCGAGGUCGACGGCGACCCAAUGUGCAAAGCCAAAGCAACACAGCGACGGCUCCAUUGGAUAUCCCGGCCGGUGGAUCGAUAAGAUCGGAGCAAUUGGGCGUGCCGGAGCCGAGAUAGUUCCUCCGCUCGGUGCAACUCGCCCAAGUGGGUCGAGGCGACA
Molecule: messenger RNA, 1129 nt
Organism: Lolium rigidum
Lineage: Eukaryota; Viridiplantae; Streptophyta; Magnoliopsida; Poales; Poaceae
Product: ethylene-responsive transcription factor 2-like
Exons: 1
Coding region: 1-882 (293 amino acids)
Biological process (GO): regulation of DNA-templated transcription; ethylene-activated signaling pathway
Molecular function (GO): DNA-binding transcription factor activity; DNA binding
Source: RefSeq, a predicted model, not a curated record